This is a messenger RNA of Daldinia decipiens, 1385 nucleotides long. RefSeq lists its product as uncharacterized. The transcript has 2 exons. NCBI's taxonomy places the organism in Eukaryota, Fungi, Ascomycota, Sordariomycetes, Xylariales, Hypoxylaceae. The record is from RefSeq and is a predicted model, not a curated record. The coding region runs from base 369 to 1178 and encodes 269 amino acids.
UCUCUCAGCUCUUCUUCACUUACUAACUUUAGACGCCCUUACAGCAUUCAUGUCUCUUCUUACUAUGUCAUCGGAUUUCUGUCCAAUACAAUUCGCUUUCGAGAUUCUCAAAAGUUGGUGUGAUAGAUUCGUUCCUGGUCGGCCAACAACAUGGCUACUCGCAUGACUACGUGAGGAGUUCUAGAAGCCGUUGACAGGUUGACAUGGAGUUAUGAAUAAUGUCCGUCAUGCCGGAGUCAAUAAUUCGAAAAGUGUAUAUAUAUAGGUCAUCAAGGUCGUCGUUUCUUGAAUUAGAUAGAUCAUCAGGUCAGUAACAACUAGUAACAAGUCGAUCCGGUAACAAACUCGUCUUCGCAUCAACCGCCAAUAUGCAAUUCACUCAGAACGUCCUCCUGCUUCUCACCAGCUUGGCUGGCCUUGGCGCCACAGCCCCCUUUUACCCAUACGCACCAACAUUCAGGCCACGUGGUAUACCCGUUCUAGGAAACGUUCCUUACCCGAACACCACGAUAGCGGGACUUACCGUUAUUGACACGCCUAUCGUCCGUCUUGCAAGGGAGUUCGCUCGUAACCACAGCGAUGACGCUACCUACAAGCACCAGCUUCGCGCCUGGCUCUUUGGAUCUCAAAUCAUUGCCAAUAACGAGACGCUUCUGAACACCGUCGACAUUGAAGUACAAGCCGUGGCUGCCAUUCUACAUGAUCUUGGCUGGGACCAAACCCCAGACUCUCCAGUCACCUCUUCGGACAAGAGAUUUGAGAUUGACGGAGCCAUCGCUUCGACAGAGUUCCUCAAGAAGUACGGAGAUGAGAACUGGGACCACCGCCGUAUCCAGCUGGUAUUCGACGCCAUUGCAUUGCACACGACCCGCACGAUCGGAUACUACAAGGAGCCCGAGGUAUUUGUGACUAGUCAGGGCAUUGCUAUAGACUACAACGGCCCGGAGCGAGGUGUCAGCAACCAGACGUGGCAGAGCAUCGUUGCAGAAUACCCCAACUUCGAUUUGAUUCAGGCGACCAACGAAACCUUCACUGCUAUCUGUGCUAGGAAGCCGGAUGUCACUUGGGACACCCAGUUGCAGCCGUGGGGUGACCGAUACGUGCCGGGCUACAAGGAGAACCAGAACUUGAGAAUUGACGGCAUCUUCACAUACCUCCAAAGCAUCCAGAAGAAGUAAGUCAGAGGUAUCACCUAGAAAGGUCUUGGUGCUGGUGUUAUGGGUGUUCUGAGUGAGGAGCAGGGUUGCAGGGGAAGUGGAUGUCACUUUAUGAAGCUUCGGUACAGUCGUUUACUAAAAGGGAAUCGGCUGGAUGAGUGGCUGGAUCAGAGCUUUCCCUUUAAAUUCUACUAGGUUAGCUUAUUAUUCCCUAACUAUUAUUAUAGU